This is a messenger RNA of Ectocarpus sp. CCAP 1310/34, 1530 nucleotides long. NCBI's taxonomy places the organism in Eukaryota, Phaeophyceae, Ectocarpales, Ectocarpaceae. The record is from the annotation of a GenBank genome assembly.
AUGAGCGCGUCAACUCGUCCAUGCCUCCCCUCGCGCCCCGCAGAUGGCCUUUCGCGAGCGAUUUCAAGGCUCGAGGGCCGCUGUGAAGAGCUCGAGAGAAGCGUCCGCGCAGAGUCGGAAGCGGCGAAGGCAGAGGUUGGGCGGACGAAGGUUGCGGAAGCACGGUUCGCCAGGCUUCUCGCGUGGGCGAGGGAAGAGGAAGCGGACCGGCUGCGGGCGGAGGAGGCCCUAGGGAAGGCGUGUGAGUCUCGACAAGUUCUGGAGGCUAGAGGCAAGGCCCUAGAGGAGGAGGCGCACGAGAGCAAGCGGCAGCUUGACGAACGUCGGCUGAAGAUGGAGGGUGCGUUGGAGGAUCUCCGCAGACGCACUGCAGAGAACGAAAGGCUCGAGGCGCAGGCGAAGACCCUAGGGGGACAAGUGGACGCGCUCCGAGAAUUGGCAGACGCGCGAGGGCUGGAGGUCAAAGAAAUGCGGGAGAAAUUCGCACGGCUUGUGAAGGAGGCCAAGCGCAUGUCACAAGAAAAUGUAGACCUUCGCAAGCACAUGAACUCAGAACAGGAGCGCUGGCGUGCGGCCGAACGAUCGAGAGCCAAACAGGACGAGCGGCGACGGAUCGAAUUGGACCAGAAAUGCGAUGAUUUGCACGCGCUUCGAUACAGGGUGCAAGAGCUGGAGGCGAGACUCACGAGAGAAACGACGCGGCGACAUGGAGCUGAGGAGGAUGCACGGCGCAGUCAGGAGAUGGAGCGGAGAAGUAUGGAUGAGUUGCUGGAGGGCAGGAAGGCCGCACUAUCCGUCCAGACAAGGAUAGGACUGGCCCAAUCCCAUCCUUACCACUCUGGGCCUGCUGCCGGUGGGCAAACCCCUGCCCCCGAACACGCUUGGAAACCCUGGGGUAGCCGCGACAACGCCACAGGAGGUACUGCCACCACGGCUGCGAUGACGAGCGGCGCUCGAUCAUCCACGAUAUCUGAUGCUUUCCAUCCUGGCGGCCGGGCACUACACGAAGAGAGCGAAGACCACCCGGGUGAUCAUUGCCGAUGGCAAGACCACGCAACGAGUCGAGGCAGAGACCGAAAUGGCCUUUCACCUUCGGCGGCUAUCGUGCCCCCGCCACCGCCGUUGCGCCCUCCCCCUCUGGUCUCCGCCGCAGCCUUGCGGGCGUCUUUGAGAGGGCCUGGAGGCCAGCGAUCGCCGUCUCCAGCGGUUGGUUCCAUAGGAGUGGGGUUGAAGCCAUCUGCGCAGCCCCGGGCGCAUGCUCGCAGCCCGAAGGGAUUGGAUAACAGUCGCGCAGGGGCGCGUCCUCGACCGCAGCCGAGGCGAGCCCCUAGCGAGGAUGAUUGUGACCAUUGUGCUGGUAAUGGCGAAGCCGCCAUCAAACUUUCGACAAGGGAUGGUGUCGGGGAGGGUGUUGAGUGCGGGUCGGAUGAGGAAGGAGGGGAGUGGUGGGCAGGGGGUGGUGAAAUGCAAGAUUUGAAUGGCAAACCAUCGGGGCUGAAGGACACGCCUCUGCACGUGGUGUCGCUGUAA